Darwinula stevensoni is the source of this 1836-nucleotide messenger RNA. The record is from the annotation of a GenBank genome assembly. Lineage: Eukaryota; Metazoa; Arthropoda; Ostracoda; Podocopida; Darwinulidae.
AGGUUCCAAUCAACAUGUCCCAUCUGAUGUGGGUAUUUUGUGUCUAAGGCUCGGUGCUAUAAACGCCUUUCCUUAAACGUCAGAUGACGUUGACCAUCAGACAUAUCAUAUCUCAGUGUAAGAUGUGAAAGAUUCAUCAAACAAAGUCCAGGGAAUCCUGAAGGAUUCAGGCUUUUCAUUCAACUCGUGGCAUUAUGGAGACGACCAUGCAGUCGGUUCAUCACCCCUCCAGACUUCAUCCUGCAACGAUCUUCCCGUGGCUGUUGACACUUCAUGCCAUUCUAGGGAUUGGUGAAGGGACCCUUGCCCCCCGGUCAUCCAUGGUGACAUCCCACAUGAAGAUGGUGGACCUGGGAGACGGCGUCACCCUGGAGUGUCUCCCGCGAGGAGUCCAACUGCCUCGUGGGGGCCAGCUGGUGUGGGUGAAGGAAGGGAAGGAUCUCCCCCGUCACUCUCGCAUCUUGGACAGCGGCGAUCUCUGGUUGAACACGACCGAUCCCCCGGAUGCAGGGAAUUACAGCUGCGAACUCGAUUCGGCGGUAGAUAGCCGAACAAUAAGCCGGACGCUUCUGAUCGUUCGUAGCCAUCCUCCCGCUGUCGUGAAUCUGAACGUCCGGCCGUCGUCUGCGUUGGCUACGGUGACGUGGAGCACGGAAGGAAACGGCAACAGCCCCCUCCUGGGCUUCCGCAUUCGAUAUCGUCCUCUCCCGCGACCGCUUGAGGUCCUCGAUGAGUAUGACCCCGAUCUCUGGAAGUCUCCCAGUGUCCUGCAGCACAUUCCUCCUCUACUUCGCCAGGUGGAGGUGUAUCAUCUCGAGCCAAACACGACGUACUUACUCCAGGUGGAGGCGUGGAACCGCCUGGGCCGCAGCCUCCCCGCUGAGGUUCAGUUCACCACCCAUGAUGAUGUUGCCGAGAUAGAGUUGGAGAAUUACAUCCUUGAGACUGGGAGGUUGAAGGUGGGGAACAUCGCGUGGGGAGUGGCAGCUGCCCUGGCUGCCCUCGUCUUCCUCUUCUUCACUCUCUUCCUCAUCUUUCUUUCCAAGUAUCUUGUGCAUGUGUGGAGGGUGAGGAGAUCUGCCAAGCAUCGAGCAGGCAUCAUUGAGCGAAUGGGAGGGCUUGGGACUAAAGGCAGAAAAAGACCACAGAAUCUGGCUCAGACUGGAAUUAUAUGUAACAUGUCCCAGUGCCCACCCAAACAAUGGACGAUGAAGAAGAUGCAGGCAGAGAUUGAGAUGCCAGUGGAUACGAGCGAGACCAUCGAGCUCAUCCCCAACAUCAUCGUGAAUCCGGGUUUCGGCGGGGACGAGAACUCCAACACGCAGCAGGCGCAGCUGGUGAACAACAACAGCAUCGUGAGGCCAGAGUCCUGCUGAUGAGGAACAGCAUGGUGAUGCCAAAGUCCUGCUGAUGUGGGAUAUCCCUAGCCAACUCCAUUUUCUCUCAUUCAUUUUUGUCUGUGAUGUGAUGGAAGAGAUGCGCUGAUUGUGAUACGUCUCGAGGAAUCGACGUCGCAUUCCAUCGUCUCGCUGCAGCUGCUGGUUCAGUGAUCUUUACCACCUCAGUCAAUCAUGAUCUGCCUCCCCAUGUUUCAUCCCAACUUUUCACAACAGCUUAGCCUAUUUUCCAGAAAUUUUAACAAAGGGAAAAUUCAGUACAUGGACAGUGUGAGUUCAUCCCCGUCUCUCCAUGCAACCUUACUGAAAUUUUCCCCCAAAAUUUGUAUAGUACAUAUAAGAAAUAUGUACAUGUAUUCCCAAGUCAUGCUCACUCAUGCCUUGUGUGAUAUUGUGAAUCUUUUAUCAAGACGCAUUCUUCUCUGUGUCCUUGGACCAC